AUGGGUGAUACUAUUGUAUCUGAAAUUUCAAAUGCCAAUAUUAAUAAUAACAAUACAGACUACUCAACAUCAAGCACAACAACAUCUGAUACAUCAGAGUUGACAGUUUCAACUGAUAGUUUUUCAAUACCACCACAACAUCCACCUCCAUUACCACCAUUACAACCAACAAUACAACACCUACAAGUACCAGCACAUCCACCACUAUUACAACAACAAAGUAGUUCUGGUAGUUUAAGUUCACUUGGAUCUACAAAUAAAAGACUACCCACUCCAAACCCAAAUCAACCAAAAACAUACCCAUUACACGAAGCAGCAUAUAAAGGUGAAUAUGACCGUUUAGUUUCAUUAAUUUUAUUUACACAAGGCAAAGUUGGUGGAGCACAGAAUAUAAAAUCACCAGGCGGUUCACCACAAUCAUCGAGACACAAUCAUUCACCAUCAUCACCAACAGCAGCAGCAGCAGCAGCAGCAAUAGCAUUACAACAACAACAACAACAAAAUCAAAAUCAACCACAACAAGAUUUUACUGGAAGAACAGCAUUACAUUAUGCUGCAAAUAAAGGUCAUGUUGGUUGUGUAGAAUUACUAUUAAGAGCAGGUGCAGACGCAAAUAUUAAAGAUUUAACAGGUAAAAUUCCAAAAAAUCUAACUAAAGACCCACAAGUUAUAGCAUUACUUUCAACUCCAAUUGAGGAAAUUAAAAAACAUAAAAAACAAAAAUCAAAAGUUCACAGCAAUAAAACUCAUUCCCCAAUUUAUCAAUCACCAAAAAUUGAAUCUCAACAAACAAAUUUAUAUAAUAGCACAAGUGGUAAUAGUUUAAAUUGUAGUAGUAAUAGUAUAUCAUUUAAUAGUAGUAAUAGUUUUAAAGAAGAUGUUGAACCACAGCAACCACAACAAUCACCACCACAACAAUCACAACCAAUACCUCCAACAACCACAACAACCAGUACAACAACCACAACCACUGCAACUAACAAUAAUUCACUAUCAUCAUCUUCAUCUAUUGUAACCACACCAUCACCAAAUUCAAAUGAAGCAGAAAAACAACAAUAUAUAAUCUCAGUAGAAUCAAAUUUAUCACCUGCUAUACUUUCAAUGACCAAAGAUGAAAAUCAUGGAUCAAUUCAACACUCACCAUUAAAUAGUCAACAUUUAUCACCCAAUGAAGAUGGAUCAUCAUCGUUACAUAGCAGAACACCAUCAACCGACUCAACUUCGACAACUACAACAACUAUUUCAAAUUUAACUAUUAGCACUGCAACUAGUACAUCAUCUAAUAUUCACAGUAGUACUGGUAGUGGUAGUAAUAGUACAACACACAACACAACCUCACCAGAUGUUACACCAAAAUUAGAUAAAUAUGGCUUCGUUAAAACAUCAAAUCCAAACCAAUUGAACGAUGAAGAAAUUAAAACUAAAAAAAUGGAAAAAAUUGAAAGAAAAUGGGUUAAACUUAUCAAAUUUGAGGUAUCAUUUACCUCAUCAAAAAUCCGUGAACGUUUACCUAAAGGUAUCCCAAGCUCAGUUCGUGGAAGUGCAUGGAAAAAAUUAUUCGAAACUGUUUCAAUCAAAAACAAGGCAAAAGUUAGUUACACUGAACUAUUAACCAAACCAUUACCACAGGCUGUUCAUGCACAAAUUCAAAGAGAUCUCGAUAGAACAUUCCCAAAACACAGUUUCUUCCAAGAAAAAGGUGGUAUGGGACAACAAAUUUUAUCAAAUAUUUUAACAGCAUUUUCAAUCUAUAAUCCAGAGGUUGGUUACUGUCAAGGUAUGGGUUUCAUUACAUGUCUACUUUUAAUUUAUAUGGCCGAAGAAGAUGCAUUUUGGAGUCUUAUUCAAUUAACAGAGCGUUAUGGUAUGUCAGAAAUGUGGAAACCAGACUUCCCAUACCUUCAAACUAGUUUUGGUAUUUUAGAUACACUUUUAGAGACUCAUUUCCCACAGUUACAUUCUCAUUUCCAAAAGCAAAAUGUAUUUACACCACUUUUUGCAUCUCAAUGGUUUAUUUGUCUUUUAAUUUAUAAUUUACCAUUCCCCUAUAUAGUCCGUAUUUGGGAUCUUUUCCUCUACGAUGGUCUUGUAGUUAUAUUUGCCGCUUGUUUGUCUCUCUUUAAAAUCUACGAAGAUCAACUUUUAAAAAUGGAAUUUGAAGAGAUUUUAAAUCUUUUAAAGUUUUCUCACGGCGAAGAUAAAAAUAUAAAAGGUGACGUUUCAACAUUUAUGAAAUUAGUUGUGCACUAUAGAAGUAAAAUCAAGCAUACAAUCAAAGAUGGUCUAAUUAAAGAUCCAAAUGAACAUCGUUCACACAAUCAUUCACAUUCAAACAGUAAAAUAUCAAUAAAUUAA
This is a messenger RNA of Dictyostelium purpureum, 2355 nucleotides long. RefSeq lists its product as uncharacterized. The transcript has 2 exons. Lineage: Eukaryota; Evosea; Eumycetozoa; Dictyosteliales; Dictyosteliaceae. Bases 1 to 2355 code for a protein of 784 amino acids. Gene Ontology annotation, molecular function: protein binding. The record is from RefSeq and is a predicted model, not a curated record.